Poecile atricapillus (Black-capped chickadee) is the source of this 2244-nucleotide messenger RNA. It is a transcript of the gene TIFA, whose product is annotated as TRAF interacting protein with forkhead associated domain. Gene Ontology annotation, biological process: canonical NF-kappaB signal transduction. Lineage: Eukaryota; Metazoa; Chordata; Aves; Passeriformes; Paridae. Bases 942 to 1511 code for a protein of 189 amino acids. Gene Ontology annotation, molecular function: protein binding. The transcript has 2 exons. The record is from RefSeq and is a predicted model, not a curated record.
GAAGGGCAGAGCUAGACACGGGGACUAGCCCCUCCUGGCUCACAGAGCUGCUUCCAGCAUCCCAGAGUUGGGGAAGCUACAAGGAGGAGGGAUUGAUAAUGGUGCCACCACAGCUUGUCUCACAGAUGGCAAAGGAAUAACCUGCUAUCAGGGUGUCUGUCUGUAUUCCUGCCAAAAAGCACAGAUGAUAUUCCCUAGCUUGUUUUGAAGUGAGCUCUGCUGGAAAUUCUGUGUUUCACUCAUCAUCUGUGCCGCUGCAGCCUACUUCAGUAACCAAGUAACCUGCUGUGUCAGAAGUGUGCCUGGUUUUGUGUCAGAGGUGGAAAGGAAGCAGUUUUGAAGUCUCGCCCGGAAAAUGAUGCGCUGAUACACCACCCUUCGCUGUGCUAGGUGUUUGUGUGCAGCGUGUAAAAAAACACAAGUCAACUCCAUCAUCACAAAACACAUUCAUCACUUAAUUGCAGUGAUGAUUCACCUACUCAUAAAGCUGUGAAUGGAGCUGGUGAGCUCCAGAUCCGUGUGAGACACGUUGGGAGCUUACUGCAGUCUGGAUGUAGAAACAUCUGCACUGUGUGAUACCAGUUAAAUGGCUGCUCACAUGUUUCUCUGGCACAGGACACACAGAGAGCAGAGCACACAGGCCCAGCCAGUACCGUUUAACUCCAUUUUAAGUCUACCAAGUAACUCUUACUGCUAAAUGACAUAUUUCUUGCAAAGAUAAACCUGCCUGUGAGAUCCUCAUGAAGAGCUUGUUGGCAGCAAUGGUCAGUCGUGGUUUCUGAGCUCCCACUCCCGUGCUUUCAUCAUAUUUACUGUCAGCCAGUCACCGGGAAGGUGCGUAGAGCAGCGCAGGGAGUAUUUUAAUGCCACGGUGAAACCGAUUUGUUGGUGAUUCCGUGCCGUGAUUUCCCCCUUUUCUUGUUCUGAGGACUCUUUCCACCAUGACCUCUUUCGAGGAAGCCGAAACAGAAGAAACAGUGACGUGCCUCCACCUGACCUUUUACCACCCUGGCCAGGAUGAGAAGAUGAUGUUCCGCUGCCUGAAUUUCUGCAAGCGUGAGCAGGUCAGGGCGGACGACGUGGCCAAGUUCGGCCGCGAUUCCAGCGUCUGCCGCUACAACCUGAUGGACACGCGCGUCUCCCGGAUCCAGUUCUCCCUGCAGUUCUACAGGAAGCUCCAGGCCUCGGAAUAUGGUUUUGAGAUAAAGAACUUGAGCAAGAAAACAAAACUGACCGUCAACCAAACAGAACUGGGUUACUUAAACAAAAUCGACCUGCCCUGGAAGUGCAUCAUUUCUUUCGGGGACUACCAGAUCCUAGCAGAGAUUCAAGAAGGGGAGGCCAUGGAUUAUUUUGAGACUCACUUACACUUGGCUGAAGCACCAAUCCUACAAGAAAGGUGCCUGCCAUGCCUGCCAUCCCUGCAACCUAUACCCGAGAAUGGCGUUUCUCCUUCCUAUUUUCUUUCUCAAGGCAAAAGCCCCACAGAGAUGGAUGAAAAUGAGCUGUGAUAGCGGGGAGAAGGAGGCUGGGUCAGGUUUUGUGCCCUGCACAGCUUCCAGCGUAGACAGCUCUCACCUCAGCCCGCUGUUCCUGGUGCUGCUCACUGACUGCUGCACAUCAGUCUCCCUGGUGUUUUCAGCACAGGCAUUCCAGAGCACUGUUCCACAGAAAUGGAUUCUUGCCUUCACUGAGGCCUGAGGGCUGUCUGAUGCCCUGUGGGAGACAGGGGGUCACUCAAAUCCACGGCAGCAGGUUCAAUGCCAGAAGUGUGGCCACGUGCCUCCAAGGGAUCUUUUACAGGCAUUAAAACAGAGCGUGCACAGCAGGGCUUUGGUCCCAGCCAAGGGGUGAGGCAAUGUUUUCUUGCAUGUUAUAGUUUCUGCUUUGCUGUGGACACCAAACUCCAAAACAGUAUUUGCAAGCCUAGGUUGUAACUUGACAGAUUUUGCAACUUAGAAACAAUUGGUCCUUUUAUGUUUUUAUUAGCUUCAAAGCAAGGUUUGGUUUUUUUUUUAUUUUUACUUACUGGACAUAUAUAUAUAUAUUUAUUUUUUUUUUUGUGAGUUAACUUGUUACUUUUGCUUGUGAUGUAGACAAACGUAGCAUCAAUGAUCACGGUCUAUAAAAAUCCACAUUAAUUUUGUAAUAAAAGCAUUUUGUUCCCUAGUAAGGAUUUGCUCUAUUACAGAGCUGCAAUCUAAAAGAAUUUUUGGAGAAUAAAAAUAAAAUGAUUUCCAGGAC